This is a messenger RNA of Paramecium tetraurelia, 153 nucleotides long. RefSeq lists its product as uncharacterized. Lineage: Eukaryota; Ciliophora; Oligohymenophorea; Peniculida; Parameciidae. The record is from RefSeq and is a predicted model, not a curated record. The transcript has 2 exons.
AUGUCACAUACUUCAAGGCCUAUGCCAAGAAGGUCAAGGCAUACUUAGAAGCCAACAAACCUAAUAGAGUUGCUUCAUUCUAAAAGGGUGCUGGUGAAUUCAUCAAAUGGGUUUCUGCUAACUUCAACGAUCUCUAAUUCUACUGUUCCCUGA